Messenger RNA from Trichoderma virens Gv29-8, 750 nucleotides. RefSeq lists its product as uncharacterized. Gene Ontology annotation, biological process: L-phenylalanine catabolic process. The record is from RefSeq and is a predicted model, not a curated record. NCBI's taxonomy places the organism in Eukaryota, Fungi, Ascomycota, Sordariomycetes, Hypocreales, Hypocreaceae. Gene Ontology annotation, cellular component: cytoplasm. The coding region runs from base 1 to 750 and encodes 249 amino acids. The transcript has 2 exons. Gene Ontology annotation, molecular function: homogentisate 1,2-dioxygenase activity.
AUGUAUCGCAUUGAAUCCUCCCAUGAGCAUCAUGAAUUCACUCAGUGGAACCACCAUCUCGAAUACGCCAAUCCACCCCCGGCCAAGAGCCUCACUCCAAACGCCGUGUCAUGGCCCACCGUUCCGUGGCCGGAGAAGGGAGACUGGAUUACACAGCGCUUGGUAGGCAGCAAUGACGACCCUCAGCGGAAGACGGGCCUCUCCAUCUGGUUCUUUAACGUUCACAAGGGUAUGGAUCCGCAAACCGUCUUCAGCAGUCUGGACGGCGAGGCUCUUAUUGUCCCGCAGUUCGGGUCGCUUAAUAUCACGACGAUGCUUGGCAAGAUGCUAGUCAGGCACAACGAGAUUGUCGGUCACUUCCAGCUGCCUGAACUCGGCAUCAUCGGAACGACUGGUCUGGCCAAUUCAUACGACUUUCAUAUACCAAAGGCAUUUUUCGAGGGCCGCGUGGAAAAGGGGCCGAAUGGUGAUCAGAUCGCCGUUGUCAACGAGGCGUCGGGAUGGAACAUAGUCUCGCGUCUAAACACUCAACUCUGGUGUUGUUCCCAACCCACAUCCCCUUUCAAUGUCGUCAGCUGGCAAGGCACGCUCUAUCCUUACAAAUACGACUUGGCCCGCUUCGACACCAUCGCCAACAUCCGCUACGGCCACGCCGAUCCCUCAGUCUUUGUCGUUCUGACAGCUCCCUCCUUUAGCAAGGUCCCUGGAACUGCUGUGAUUGACUUUGCCUGCGUCGGACCACGCUGGUAA